AUGGAAUUACAAAUCAAAGAUUCAAGUAAUGUAAAAUGUGAGGCUAAAGUUAUUGGCAAUUAUAUUUGCAACAAUAAAAAAUAUCUGGGAGUAGGGUUGAUGUGCACAGUUUACCAAGCCAAAAAUUGUGAUACUAAUCAUUAUGUUGCGUUAAAAUAAAUAUCAAAGUAGGCAAAAUUAGAAAAAUACUUGACUGCGCAAAGAUUAAAAGAAUCAUAUGAUUUGGAGAUUAAAAUCUUGUAGAAGUGUCAGAAAAGCAAAAAUAAAAAUGUCAUAUCUCUCCUUGAUCACUUUGAAACCGCAGAACACUACAACAUAGUUUUAGAACUAUGUGAUUGUAAAAUAGAAUUACUUAUUUUAUUAGAAAAUUUAAAAGAAUAUAUCCAGUAAAAAGAGAACAAAAGAUUAACAGAAGCUGAAGCUGUUGAAAUAUUAAUACAAAUAGUUGAAGGAUAGAAAUGGUAUUAUCAUUUAAAUUUAUUUUAUAGUCUCCAUGAAAUAAACUAUUGUCAUAGAGAUAUAAAGCCAGAAAAUAUAUUAGUAAAGGAUGGAGUGAUCAAAAUAACCGAUGUUAAUAUGGCAAAAUAUAUAGAGAACAUGUUAACUACAACACGCUCAUAUGUGGGCACUUCAUAUUAUAAAGCACCAGAGGUUGAUAAAAAACAACACUAUUCACCUUACAAAGCAGAUAUUUAUUCAUUAGGCGUUGUCUUCUAUGAGAUGCUAUAUGGCUUAUUAUCGAACUAAGAUAAGGAUGUUGAUUUGAAAGCCAAAAUUGAAACGAGCACUCUAGAAAUUAGUGAAAUGUUAAAACAAUUAAUUCUCAAAAUGAUUAAAGAAAAUGCUUAGGAGAGAGCAGAUUGGUCAUAGGUCUCUUCUUGUCUCUACUAAUACUCAAUCAACAAAUCAACAGAUUCUCAUUCAAUUUAAGUGAUUUCAUCAUUCUACUUUAAUGCUUGGCAAGAAAAAUAUCAAUUUUUUAAGCAAAUAAUAUUAGACUUAUGCUUGUUGCAAAUUAUGGAUGAAUAAAUAUUCUUGUAUCAAAGUGGACUUUUGAUUAUCAAACUCAUAAUUUAGCUUGUUGAAGAAAAGAUUGUAGAAUUACAGAAUGCAUAAAACAAAGCAGAUUCUGAAUUUUAUAAAAGUGAAUUGAUAUUACUGUCAAUGUAUAGAAACGAUUAUUUGCGAAUAGUAUAGAAUUGGUAUUAAAAGUAAAUUGAAGAAAAGAAGAGGUUGCUUUGUUAUUCUGAACAAUUGAAAGAAGAAUUUAGAUACAUAGAGAGAUCGAAUUAGUUUGAUAGACAUUUUUAACGUUACUUAGUUGAAUUUUUCAUCUAGUUGGAUGGCCUAGAAUACAAAGAAGAUAAAUUGAAGGUUUAAAAAAAAUUAUUACAACUAAAAUUAAUUGUUGCCUGUGAUCAAAAAAAUGACUUUGUAAGGGUUAUAUUCUAAUUUUAGGAAUUAGUACAAACACUUUUAAAUAGUAAGUUAUAAUCAUAAGGAAAAUAUAUUUUAAGCUUCGUCCAAUAGUUAUAGGAUGUAAAGAAUUAAAACCUGUAAUAGAUUAAAUCCUUAAAGAGGGAUGAUAUAAUGAUCAAUUAUUCUUUAUUAAGUUACAUUUUUCAACAAUAUCUUAAAUAUAUCAAUAUCAUUCAAAUCGAAUCUAAAUACAUGAUAAAUUUCGUAUACAACAACAAAACCUCAGAAAUCAGUAGAAACCCUAUAACAUUUUAAACAAAAUAGUAUUCAGAGAAUAUCAUCAUUUAAAGUGUUAGAGCAAGAAGUGGUUUGAUGAAUUUAAAUUGA
This is a messenger RNA of Paramecium tetraurelia, 1806 nucleotides long. RefSeq lists its product as uncharacterized. Gene Ontology annotation, cellular component: cytoplasm; autophagosome. Gene Ontology annotation, molecular function: protein serine/threonine kinase activity; ATP binding. Gene Ontology annotation, biological process: peptidyl-serine phosphorylation; autophagosome organization; autophagy. The record is from RefSeq and is a predicted model, not a curated record. The transcript is spliced from 4 exons. Lineage: Eukaryota; Ciliophora; Oligohymenophorea; Peniculida; Parameciidae.